Andrographis paniculata is the source of this 1992-nucleotide messenger RNA. RefSeq names its product probable methyltransferase PMT11. Gene Ontology annotation, molecular function: methyltransferase activity. Lineage: Eukaryota; Viridiplantae; Streptophyta; Magnoliopsida; Lamiales; Acanthaceae. The transcript is spliced from 9 exons. The record is from RefSeq and is a predicted model, not a curated record. The coding region runs from base 16 to 1992 and encodes 658 amino acids. Gene Ontology annotation, cellular component: trans-Golgi network; cytoplasm; endosome.
UACGCUGCUUCUCCGAUGAAGAUCAUCAUCGGCAAUGGCGGAGAGGCGUUCGCCACUCUGCUCAAAAUCUCCGCACUAUUUUUCUUCUCAAUCGCUGUCGUCUACCUAGCCAGGCAUUUCUCCGACGCUGCCUCUUCGCCAGACAGCCUAUUCUUCUCAUUCUCCAAUCGCGCAGGCCUCCAGACGCCGCAAGAAUCUCCCUCUCCCGAUUCCCUCACCAAAACCCUAAAUGCGUCAAACCACGACGUCCGGACGAAUCAAUCAGCGCGGCCGGCGCUGCAGAGAAUGGGAAUUCUCGACGAGAACGGGCGGAUGACCGACGAUUUCGAAAUCGGAGAUUACGACCCCAAAUUGGCGGAGGCAUGGCGCAACGAGAGGGAUCGGGAAGGGGAUAAGUACAACGCCGUCGGAAUCAAGCUCAGCAAAAUUCCAAUAUGUCCGGACGCCAUGCGCGAGUACAUUCCUUGUUUGGACAACGAGGAGGCGAUUAAGCGAUUGAAUUCGACAGAAAAGGGGGAGAAAUUCGAGCGACAUUGUCCUGAAAAGGGCAAGGAGUUGAGCUGCUUGAUUCCUGCUCCUAAAGGAUACAGAAUUCCUAUUCCCUGGCCCAAAAGUCGCGAUGAGGUGUGGUUUAAUAACGUUCCGCAUACACGUUUGGCCGAGGAUAAAGGCGGCCAGAACUGGAUCACCGUCGACAAGGACAAAUUCAAGUUUCCGGGAGGCGGGACGCAGUUCAUCCACGGCGCAGAUCAGUACUUGGAUCAGAUUGAAAAGAUGGUUCCUGACAUUGCAUUUGGCCGCCGCACUCGAGUUGCUCUGGACGUUGGCUGCGGAGUCGCGAGUUUCGGUGCUUAUCUAUUCUCGAGAAAUGUCACUACCCUCUCUGUAGCCCCGAAAGAUGUUCAUGAGAACCAGAUACAAUUCGCGCUCGAGCGCGGCGUCCCAGCUAUGGUGGCUGCUUUCGCUACGCGGCGUCUGCUGUAUCCUAGUCAAGCAUUUGACCUGAUACAUUGCUCGAGGUGUCGGAUCAACUGGACUCAAGACGAUGGAAUUUUACUGCUAGAGGUAAAUCGGAUGCUCCGAGCAGGGGGGUAUUUUGCUUGGGCUGCACAGCCUGUUUAUAAGCACGAACCGCUCCUCGAAAUCCAAUGGGAAGAAAUGGUUAACCUUACCAAUCGUCUUUGUUGGACGCUUGUGAAGAAGGAAGGCUACAUCGCAAUAUGGCAGAAGCCCGUAAAUAAUAGCUGCUACUUGAGUCGAGAGAAAGGAAUACAACCGCCGCUGUGUGAACCGGAUGACGACCCGGACAAUGUUUGGUACGUCGACUUGAAGCCAUGCAUAUCGCGUCUACCGAAUGAAGAAUACGGUUCGAACGUCACAGCUUGGCCCGAGCGCCUGCAGAACCCUCCGGAUCGCCUUCAGACCGUACAAAUCGAUGCAUACAUAUCUAGGAGAGAGCUCUUUAGAGCGGAGUCGCGAUACUGGAAAGAAAUCGUCGAUGGUUACGUGCAAUUCUUAGGUUGGGACAAACUCAACCUCAGAAAUGUUUUAGACAUGAGAGCUGGCUUCGGAAGUUUUGCCGCAGCUGUAGUCGAGCAUAAUCUCGAUUGCUGGGUGCUGAACGUCGUCCCCAUUAGCAGUUCCAACACGCUCCCGGUCAUAUACGAUCGUGGCCUCGUCGGGGUCGUGCAUGAUUGGUGCGAACCGUUCGAUACGUAUCCAAGAACCUACGACUUGAUUCAUGCAGCCGGGCUUUUCGCAGCCGAGCGCAAAAGAUGCAAUAUUACAAUCAUCAUGCUCGAAAUGGAUCGAAUCCUGAGGCCCAGUGGGCGUGUAUACAUUCGUGAUACUGUCAAUCUAAUGGUCAAAAUCGAAGAAAUCGGCAGAGCAAUGGGUUGGGAUACGAUGGUAUUAGAGACGUCGGAGGGUCCUCAUUCAAGUUACCGGCUAUUGACGUGCCAAAAACGCCUCCCGCUGCGGCCGGAGGCGUAA